Messenger RNA from Trachemys scripta elegans, 2512 nucleotides. It is a transcript of the gene LGI2, whose product is annotated as leucine rich repeat LGI family member 2. The coding region runs from base 351 to 1988 and encodes 545 amino acids. The transcript is spliced from 8 exons. Gene Ontology annotation, molecular function: protein binding. NCBI's taxonomy places the organism in Eukaryota, Metazoa, Chordata, Testudines, Emydidae. Gene Ontology annotation, biological process: inhibitory synapse assembly. The record is from RefSeq and is a predicted model, not a curated record.
GGGGAGGGGAAAGUGAAACAGAGUCUUUUGAGCCCUGGCUAUUUGGGGGAUUAUUUUUAAACUCUCCCUCGCAAUGGAGCCUUUGAUAAAUUAUUCAUUGGAUAGAAAAGGCUGCAGCUGAAGUGCUGAUGUCAGGAGGAAGGAGUCUAGUGCAGCAGCCCUGGUACUGCUACUGCUGCUUCUGCUGCAGAGAGACACUCAGCCUGAGCAUAAGGGUGCAGCAUGCUGCCUGGCUCCUACUCCUGUUCCAGCCUCCGGUGCAGUAGCAGCAGCAGCAGCAGCAGCAGCAGUGCUCGGGCCAAGGGUGCAGGGCCAAAAGGGGACCACGAGGCAGAGGAGGAGGGAACGCUAUGGCUCUCCUACGAAGCAGCGGCUGCAGCGGCGGUUCUCUCUGUCUCUUGGUUCUGGCGGUGGCAUGCCUACUGCAGCGUGCCCAGGUGAAAAAGCCAGUCCGAUGCCCUGCCACAUGCAGCUGCACCAAAGAAUCCAUCAUUUGUGUGGGAUCCCCUGGUGUGCCGCGAAUCAUCCCCAGCGACAUCAGCUCCUUGAGCCUGGUAAAUGGAACCUUUUCUGAAAUCAAGGACAGAAUGUUUGCCCAUCUGCCCUGCCUGCAGCUGCUCUUGCUGAACUCUAACUCAUUUACUAUCAUACGAGAUGAUGCCUUUGCUGGUCUCUUCCACCUAGAGUACCUAUUUAUUGAAGGAAACAAAAUAGAAACCAUUUCAAGAAAUGCAUUCCGUGGCCUUCGCGAUCUGACUCACCUUUCUUUGGCUAAUAACAACAUUAAAGCUCUGCCAAGGGACAUCUUCAGUGAUUUAGAUUCUCUGAUUGAAUUAGAUUUAAGGGGAAAUAAAUUUGAGUGUGACUGCAAAGCCAAGUGGUUGUUUUUGUGGUUAAAGAUGACAAAUUCCACUGUUUCUGAUGUCCUGUGUAUUGGUCCAGCAGAAUACCAGGAUAAGAAGUUAAAUGAUGUCACAAGUUUUGAUUAUGAAUGCACCACUACAGAUUUUGUUGUUCAUCAGAUUUUGCCAUACCACUCAGUUUCAGUGGACACAUUCAACUCUAAGAACGAUGUGUAUGUAGCCAUUGCCCAGCCUAGCAUGGAGAACUGCAUGGUACUGGAAUGGGAUCACAUUGAAAUGAAUUUCAGAAGUUAUGACAACAUCACAGGUCAGUCCAUUGUGGGAUGCAAAGCAAUCCUGAUCGAUGACCAGGUCUUUGUGGUGGUGGCACAGCUCUUCGGUGGCUCACACAUCUACAAGUAUGAUGAAAGCUGGACAAAGUUUGUCAAAUUCCAGGACAUAGAAGUGUCUCGCAUUUCCAAGCCAAAUGAUAUAGAGCUGUUUCAGAUAGACAGCGAAAAGUUUUUUGUCAUAGCAGAUAGCUCUAAAGCUGGUCUGUCAACCGUUUAUAAAUGGAAUAACAAAGGAUUCUACUCUUACCAGUCCCUGCAUGAGUGGUUCAGGGACACAGAUGCUGAGUUUGUUGAUAUAGAUGGAAAAUCUCAUUUAAUCCUGUCAAGCCGCUCACAAGUUCCCAUUAUACUUCAGUGGAACAAAAAUUCAAAAAAGUUUGUCCCACACAGUGAAAUCCCCAACAUGGAGGAUGUCUUGGCUGUGAAGAGCUUCAGGAUGCAAAACAGCCUCUACAUUACGCUCACAAGGUUUAUUGGUGACUCCAGAGUCAUGAAGUGGAAUAGCAAGCAGUUUGUGGAGAUACAGGCUCUCCCGUCUCGAGGGGCAAUGACACUGCAGCCUUUCUCCUUUAAGAAUAAUCACUACCUAGCUCUAGGAAGUGACUACACCUUCUCCCAGAUAUACCAGUGGGAUAAUGAGAAGAACCUCUUUAGAAUAUUUAAAGAAAUCUAUGUGCAGGCACCUCGCUCUUUCACAGCUGUGUCAACGGAUCGAAGAGAUUUUUUCUUUGCUUCCAGUUUUAAAGGAAACACACAGAUAUUUGAACAUAUAAUUGUUGACUUGAGUUUAUGAAGGCUGUUGGAGUGAAUCUCAUGUACAAUGAGACAUUUUCACUUAUCAUAAACAACAACAAAAAGACAGAUUAUUCAUCUCCAAAAAUAGGGCGCACUUGUGGAACUAGUAAGAAGUUUUCUGAACUUUUAGAAUUUGCAUAUUAACCAGGGAUUGCAAUGACUUGGUUAACUGCAUGACAUGUCCAUUUUACCAUUUUUAAAGACAUUUUAAACCUUUAAUUAUUCAGAGGAGUGUGCAAUGGAUUAGGAUUAAUUCUGAUAUCUAAAACAGCUAUGUGAAUUUUACCUAAGAAAUUGAAUUAGAUUGGACACCUCAUAGAAACAAGAGAGGAGAAAAAACAAUGUCAAACAUGGAAACUAUUCUUUCCUCUAAACCUAACAUUUCAGUAAUGAUACUUAAGAGUAAAGUCAACUGCACAUAUUUGUUGAUGAAUUGUAUAAAUUGACAUCAACCUUCAAAAACAUUUUUUGGUCAUCUUGGUUCCUUGUGAUUGAUGGGCAGCAUCUCUUUGUUCUUUAUAA